CGGCCGCCCUAGAGCCAGGGCCCCAGGCGGGGGGCUCGCCGGCGCGGGAUGGCGGAUUUCGAUGAAAUCUACGAGGAGGAGGAGGACGAGGAGCGGGCCCUGGAGGAACAGCUGCUCAAGUACUCGCCCGACCCGGUGGUGGUCCGCGGCUCCGGUCACGUCACCGUAUUUGGACUGAGCAACAAAUUUGAAUCAGAAUUCCCUUCUUCAUUAACUGGAAAAGUAGCGCCUGAAGAAUUUAAAGCCAGCAUCAACAGAGUUAACAGCUGUCUUAGGAAGAACCUCCCUGUUAACGUGCGGUGGCUGCUUUGUGGCUGCCUGUGCUGCUGCUGCACAUUGGGGUGCAGUAUGUGGCCAGUUAUUUGCCUCAGUAAAAGAACACGAAGAUCGAUUGAGAAGUUAUUAGAAUGGGAAAACAAUAGGUUAUACCACAAGCUGUGCUUGCACUGGAGACUGAGCAAAAGGAAAUGUGAAACGAACAACAUGAUGGAAUAUGUCAUCCUCAUAGAAUUUUUACCAAAGACACCAAUUUUUCGACCAGAUUAGCAUUUGCUUUAUUUAUAGAGACUUUCCAAGUGUGUUGUCUUUCCAAUGGUGCCUUGCUUGGUGCUCUCCUGCUGGUGAAAUGAUGCUGGUUCUACAGAAUCGGGUGGUGUUUUUGUUUGUUCUGUUUUUUAAAUAACCGCAUGUUCUAUGUGUGCAUAGUUGUCAAACUUUGCAAGUUAUUUCAUACAGAUGUUUAAUACUUAAGUUAUUGUGCUCUUUUCUGUUAUAUAUUCUGAUUUUCAAGGAUUACUUUUUGUAUUCUCAAAAAAAAAAUACAUUUGAACUUAGCAUAAAAAUGGCCAGCCUUUGUUAUUUUGUCAACAAGUUUCACAUACAUAGUUCUUUGUCAAUUCCUUAAUAUAGAAAAACAUAUUAUUAUCUGUUAUAACAUGCUCAUGUACUUUUUUUUUCUUCCCUUUAGAAUUUGCCACAAUAGUUAUUUGAAAACUAAGUUUUCUCACAUAGUCUUUGGGCCCUGAGCUGACCUUUCCCAGGAACCCCGCAGUUCCUGAUGUGAUGUCUCAGUAGAUACAACUUAGCCUUAUGAAGAACUGGCUGCCCUUUUGAAAAUACCUGUCUUCAAAAGUGGUUAAUUUCUCUAGAGUAAGAUACAUCACAAUGGUGUGCACGAACCUACAGUCCGCUAGAGUUCAGCCUCAGCGUAGAGUGGCAUCAGUUUCCCGAGUACCAGUGGGCAGGGCAGUGAGGAAGCUGUGCUCCAGUUACUGCUGUUGUUCUGCAGAUCUUACCUACAGGAGUAGAGAAUUGUCCUUUUUAAAAUUCGAAGUUAAACAUGUUUCCCAAUCUAACAUAAUUGUAGAACAGAUAUGUUUCUGAAUACUUUGGAAAGGAAACAAAGUUCUAGAAUUAAAAAUCAUCUGAUAUUUGAGACGCCACUGGUAUAUGGAUAUAGAGCAGAUCGUUACUAAGAAACGGAGGGCACUUUAGCACUAUUUCCAGUCUCCCAUUCACUUUCAAUCUAGUUAUGUGCUGUUUUGAUUGAUCAGGUUAGCAUGUUGAUUUACAUGUGCACAUACAUGUAUUUUUCCUAUCUGGUUGUACAUAGCUCCACACUGUAUGUUUCUGAGUGGCCUAUGUGUAGACUUUGGUUUUUAUAAGCCUAAAAUUACACACAUUUUAAUGUGUGUCAAGAACUCGUUCCAUACAGUUGUGGUAUAGAGCAAUAAUGUGAAUAACAUUUGAAAUUAUAUAAACUAUGCUUAAUAAUUUGUAAAAGAAUUGGUACUCCCCCUUGUAUUAAACCUUUUAAAUACCAA
Molecule: messenger RNA, 1823 nt
Organism: Rattus rattus (black rat)
Lineage: Eukaryota; Metazoa; Chordata; Mammalia; Rodentia; Muridae
Gene: Chic2
Product: cysteine rich hydrophobic domain 2
Exons: 6
Coding region: 49-546 (165 amino acids)
Source: RefSeq, a predicted model, not a curated record